GUUAACAUCCCUCAUCGCCUCGUACGACCUGACCACCGAUCACAGUUCCGCCCAGCACCACGUUGUUGACAGUCUUCCGCCGCUCGAAGACUAUUACACCCAUUAUCUUGAGUCGAUCAGGACGGCCUCUUCGCGAGUUCGCCGUCCCCCAGACUCUACAACGACCGCACCUAUGCUACGUUCGGAACCCGCUGAGUCCGCCUUUCACACGCAUCGUACAUAGCGCGAGCUGCUCGGUGCCUCUCUCCCGUCCGUACGGACGAGCUUUCAGCAAGAGACGGAGCCUGACAGUAUACGUGGGCAACGCGCACAGCAUGGACUCUGCCCAGCGCCUUGCCAGGGUUGAGUCCUCGAAGAAGCACCUUCUCGAACAGCUCCAUCACAAGUUCAGCGGCUCUCAGCUCGUCAACAACUUCGGCGUUCAUCUCGAACCUGCAUUUGCUGCAUAUCGUCAAGCGUGUUACGACGCAGUGCUACCAGAUCUCGCCGGACCGGAGACUAGCAACAUUCUUACAGCGCUUUGGGAGACGCACACCCGAGUUCGAGGCAAGUUCGUGCAAGCUUUAAGCAAACUAAGCCCUCAUUCGCAGCAAGCCCCGUCAAAGCCAUACCGGGACACAGCCAAAGAAUUUCUCGUUUUUAUCAAAGGUAGCCAGGCUGGAUAUAAUGCCCUGCUACGCUCCAUCCAUGAUCAAUGUUCGGAUGUCUCUGUCCUCGGCAAUAUUGCAGGAGCCUACCUCAACAAUGGCGGUAACCAGAAUAAGACUGAGGCAGGAUCAGCACAGUCACCUUUAGGCCCUGUGUUCACGACGCAGGCAGUAAAGGAUGCCGCUUUGGUUGCCACCCGUGAUUCUCUAAUCUACCUUGGAGACCUCUCGCGCUGGCGGCACAAAGCUCACGUGGAUCGUCAAUCUCAGACCCCGCAAUGGAAGAAGGCUCGGCUGUACUACGAACUGGCUUAUGAGGUCGACCCGUCAUCUGGACUGGCAAAACACCAACUUGCUGUUCUGGCUGAGGACGAUGGCAAAUACUUUCCGGCCUUAGCAUACCUGUACCAGUCGAUGACGUCGGCGUUUCCCCAUCCACAUGCUGCGGGUAAUCUGGAGAAGCUUCUGGGCAAGCGCCUGGCCGUACCCGUGAAUCAGAUCAUCCCGAAGGUUAAGUCAUCAGAUGAUCAGAGCAACAAUGUGGCAACAUUAAGAGCCUGGUUUUUGCAAUUGCAUGUUCACUUCUUCCGAGGCCAACUAUUUGACAAGCAUGUUGAAAUGGAGUCUGAGGUUCUUGCCCGUCUGUCUCAGGCUCUUAAAGAUGGUACUAAUCUCGACAAAACACUGCUUUCAAUGACGCUUAUAAAUAUGGCUGCCGAAGCUGUGGCUCUAAGCCGGGCAAAGACUCUCGGUCAGGCACAUAAGAAUGAGGACCGCAUUCGCGCUCAGAAGUGGGCGCAGAUGUACUUCUUUUGCUUUCGCCACAACGUCAAGACGCUCAAAGUUCUCCUUGAUCACCUCAGCGAAAAUUUAGAGUCGCAAGCACGCGAGAGCAUCGCUGCACAGGAUAAUAAAGCCGCCCUUCCACCGGUUUCGAACAUCGCUCUGCAGUCAAUCCACGUAUACAUUCUCUGGUUUGUCGUCAACUGGCCUUUCAUGCAGGAAUGCAUCGAAAAUAACACGCCAGAUCUUGAAGUUGCUGAGGAUGUCAGACAAGUCUGGCGUUUGCUUGCGCAUGCUCUUAAUUGUAUCUAUGAGCAAUACCCGCUCUUCGAUAUACCUGCUAUUGGUGAUUGUGAGCACCUUGUCGAUGAGGAAGAAGCCACGAUGGGAUUCCAGCCCAUCCAUGUAGACGAGAACAUGGAUAUGUGGUAUCAUCAGGGCUCAAUGAAGCCUGUGAUGCGCCGAGAGAGAUCUUCCGCUGAGGUAGAGAUGUAUCACCUAGUUCGCCUUCGCGACAUAUAUAGCCGGGCUCUCCUCGUCGCCAGCAAGGAUACGUCAUUGCUUGUCCUGGAUGGUAAUAAGAUUAUUUUCAACGAGUCUGGUACUACCGACGAGUUGUUCUCGCCUGCAAAUCCUGCUCAGGAAGGAGAGCCGGUCACACCACCGCCGCUAGCAGGAGGUGCGAUCGAUCCGCUUGUCUUCAGUGCUGGAGCUGAAGAUCCAUCGCAGGCACCAUGGACGGAGCGUGAGCGUGAGCGGAAGAGAAUUGUCACGAAAGAGAACCGUACAGUUGUUUCGAGCCCCGUCGUAGCCGGCGGCCCUUUCCUGCGUCCCACCUUCGCGGUUGACCCGCUAUAUGAAUUCCCGCGGCCGCUGGCGUGGGUUCCUGAACGGUUGCAGGAUGUAAUAUGGCAUGCUGAACAUCAUACAAUGAAAGAGAAGACGCCAUGGACCGGAAUGUCAUUCGCUGAUUCUUGGUACUCUCUUAUGAGAUGAAGGAAAAGAGCCUAUGGUUCAUAUUCAAUGGGUCACGAUCAUAAUCAUUUUUCUGAUCACGGAUCAGAUACAGCGGCCAAUUCGGGACGUUAUCACCACCUUCGAUGCGUGCAGAUUGGACUGUCGUGUCUUGAGGAAGGUACUUUUGCUAGUCCACAGCGCUACCUUCCACUCAGCCCUGGCUGUGGCUGCAUUAAUUCGAUCCCAUUCAUGGCCUGCGGGCUGCCACCACAGGGCAGUAUAUCCACGUGUCAUUCGUAGCAGCAUGACAUGAAUCGAGACACGUGCCUCGUUCCUGGAAAUGCUCUGGAGGCAGAUACGAUAGAUCAAAGUCAUUUGAAAAGCUAGUUGUAAUGCUGCUGUAAUAGCAGCCAGCUAUACCCAUCCCAGUCUUUACGCUCGCUUGCACACUUGGCAUUCAUGUUCAAAAUGAGCAUGACAUGCUAUUCUGCACAUUUUCUAAGUUUUGCAAAUCCCCGUACCUCUCCAACUCAGUUCAUGAAACAAUCCUCCAACGUGACAAGGCUAGUGUUUCGCAUGGAAAAAGGAGAAGAAGGAAAUGAUUCGAUCAAGGAGGAGCAGGAGCAAUGCAAGAAGAAGUCGAUUGCAUUGUGAGCCUGAACAGUGUUCAAUGAGGAUCAGUGGAUUCGCGGGCGCGAACCUGCAUGAGCGAGGUCAUCCUACGCGUAGCAUUUUGACAGAUUUUGAAAUUUUCGCCUUCAAUCUGAACCAGGCUCGAAUUGAGUCUGUUGGCUUUUGGUAUAUGGAUCCCCUAGUCCGUGUCAACAUGUCGCGCAAGGAAAUGAAUAAAAAGGAUAAAUGCAGAUUACGUCGACACCCGCCCUUCUGACGACGGCAAUUUGAUACCUGAAGGAUACGUAAUACCAAGCUUGUGCACAAGGGCAUGUAGGCUUCGAUUUUCAGCCCGUAUAAUUUAAUGUUAAGCUCUUCAUAAAUA
Messenger RNA from Verruconis gallopava, 3384 nucleotides. RefSeq lists its product as uncharacterized. The record is from RefSeq and is a predicted model, not a curated record. The transcript is spliced from 6 exons. Gene Ontology annotation, biological process: nuclear-transcribed mRNA catabolic process, nonsense-mediated decay. Gene Ontology annotation, molecular function: telomeric repeat DNA binding; protein binding; telomerase RNA binding. Bases 315 to 2426 code for a protein of 703 amino acids. NCBI's taxonomy places the organism in Eukaryota, Fungi, Ascomycota, Dothideomycetes, Venturiales, Sympoventuriaceae. Gene Ontology annotation, cellular component: telomerase holoenzyme complex.